GAGGAAGAAGUUGAAGUGUGUACUGCGCCGUCGUUUUUAGGUGAUAAUGCCAGCUCUACCAGUUUAUUUGUUACUCAUGCUUUAAUUUCUACGACAACACUUGUUGCAUAUAUUUAAUGCACUUGUUUUGACUUAUUCGACAUGUUUAAAAAGCCUAAACUGCGCAGUUUUAGAGACCUGUAGGCGAAAUGUUUAGGUAAGACUGGAGAGAGGAAAUCAUCAUCAUCAUCAUGUUCAGGUUGAUUUUUCUGAUUUUGGCAUCGUGUGGCAUCGGAGAGUCAAAGAGGAGGAAUGUCCUUUUAAUAAUUGCUGAUGACGCAGGUUUUGAGACAGAGGUGUACAACAACUCUGUGGUCCACACGCCGCACCUGCGCUCUCUGGCCCAGCGAAGCCUGGUGUUCAACAACGCCUACACAUCAGUCAGCAGCUGUUCCCCCAGCCGCUCCACCAUCCUCACCGGCCUGCCACAGCAUCAAAACGGCAUGUACGGGCUUCAUCAGGGUGUCCACCACUUCAACUCGUUUGACGGAGUGCAAAGUCUGCCGCUGCUCCUCAGAGAAGCAAACGUACACACCGGUAUAAUUGGGAAGAAGCAUGUCGGCCCUGGCACUGUUUACCCGUUUGAUUUUGCCUACACAGAGGAGAACAAUUCUGUGCUACAGGUGGGAAGAAACAUCACCCGCAUCAAACUUCUUGUCCGCAAGUUUUUCCAGACCCACAAGGAGGAAGCGUUUGAAGAAAGGUCAAAGGAAGAAAAGAGUAAAGACAAUGUAAAUGAAGAACAAAGGCCGUUUUUCCUUUACGUUGCCUUCCAUGACACCCAUCGAUGUGGACACUCGCAGCCUCAGUACGGAGCUUUCUGUGAGAAGUUUGGAAACGGUGAAAUGGGGAUGGGCAGAAUACCUGACUGGACUCCAGAAUAUUACACACCAGAACAAGUGAAGGUUCCUCCUUUUGUGCCGGACACACCUGCAGCACGAGCAGACUUGGCCGCACAGUACACAACAGUUAGCAGGCUUGACCAAGGUAUCGGCCUGGUACUGCAGGAGCUCAGGGACGCUGGUUAUGAGAACGACACGCUGGUCAUCUACAGCUCAGAUAACGGUAUCCCCUUCCCGAACGGCAGAACCAACCUGUAUCGCUCCGGGACAGCAGAGCCCAUGCUGGUGUCCUCUCCAGAGCACAGGGAGCGAUGGGGAGACACCAGCCAGGCCUACGUCAGCCUGCUGGAUAUCACUCCCACCAUACUGGACUGGUUCUCUGUUCCUUACCCCCCUUACAGCCUCCCUGGAAGCCCCACAACCCCGGUCCACCUCACUGGCCGCUCCUUACUGCCCGCUCUGGUCUCUGAGCCCAGCAGCUGGCACACAGUCUACGCCAGCCAGUCCCUCCACGAGAUUACCAUGUACUACCCAACCCGCUCUGUCCACCAGGGGGCCUACCACCUUCUCCACAACCUGCACUACCGCAUGCCCUUCCCAAUCGACCAGGACCUGUACGUGUCGCCCACCUUCCAGGACCUGCUGAACCGCACCCGGCUGAGAGAGCCCACACACUGGUUCAAGAGUCUGCAGCAGUAUUACUACAGAGAGCGCUGGGAGCUGUACGACUCCAGGGCAGACCCUCUGGAAACAAAGAACCUGGUAUCAGACCCGUCCCACAGCGCUGUGCUGGAGAGCCUCAGGCAGAGUCUGCAGAAGUGGCAAUGGGAGACUGGAGACCCCUGGGUCUGUGGACCUGACUACGUCCUGGAGGACAAACUGGAGCCACACUGCAGACCGCUCUACAAUGGACUCUAAUGCAUAUACGGUAAUCACUGGACUUAAUGCUACCAGAUCUCCUAAUGGAUUUAUGUCUGGUAGCCAUCCAGACCCCCAUCAUUAUCCUGCUUCAUAGAAGGGCAACGUGGACGCAAACUACUUGACUGUUUAUAUUAUUUAAUUAAACAAAUGUAUACCCAUUA
Messenger RNA from Labrus mixtus (cuckoo wrasse), 1963 nucleotides. It is a transcript of the gene sgsh, whose product is annotated as N-sulfoglucosamine sulfohydrolase (sulfamidase). The record is from RefSeq and is a predicted model, not a curated record. The transcript has 10 exons. Lineage: Eukaryota; Metazoa; Chordata; Actinopteri; Labriformes; Labridae. Bases 231 to 1799 code for a protein of 522 amino acids. Gene Ontology annotation, molecular function: N-sulfoglucosamine sulfohydrolase activity. Gene Ontology annotation, biological process: glycosaminoglycan catabolic process; heparan sulfate proteoglycan catabolic process.